This is a messenger RNA of Budorcas taxicolor (takin), 3063 nucleotides long. RefSeq names its product tolloid like 2 (gene TLL2). NCBI's taxonomy places the organism in Eukaryota, Metazoa, Chordata, Mammalia, Artiodactyla, Bovidae. Gene Ontology annotation, molecular function: calcium ion binding; zinc ion binding; metalloendopeptidase activity. The transcript is spliced from 21 exons. Bases 1 to 3063 code for a protein of 1020 amino acids. Gene Ontology annotation, biological process: proteolysis. The record is from RefSeq and is a predicted model, not a curated record.
AUGCCCCGUGUGACUGCGCUCGGGGCCCUUGUGCCAUUGCUGCUGCCUCUCCUGGUACUGCUGCUGCCGCUGCCCCGCGACGCCGGGGGGCUCGGGGAGCGCUCGGACGCCACCUGGGACUCGUCGGCGCUGGAAGGCGAGGAGAGCGCGGAGCAGCAGCUGGAGCAUUACCAUGACCCGUGCAAAGCCGCUGUCUUUUGGGGAGACAUUGCCUUAGAUGAAGAGGACCUGAAGUUAUUUCACAUUGACAAAGCCCAUGACUGGGUCAAGCAGUCAGCGGGGGACAUGGGGCACAGCACAGGUGGGCUUGGAGAGCAGCCAUCUGGGAGCUGGCCAAAUGCUACAGCCACGAAUGCCAGCAGCGAGGAAGCCAGAGAGGAUGGAAAGGAGAACGCCCUGCUUCCACAGAGCCCCGGGACCUUGCAUGCUGGAGCUGAGACCUUCUCUCCCCGGGUCCGAAGAGCCACAACCUCAAGGACAGAGAGGAUAUGGCCGGGAGGGGUCAUCCCGUACGUCAUUGGCGGGAACUUCACUGGAAGCCAGAGGGCAAUUUUUAAGCAGGCCAUGAGACACUGGGAGAAGCACACCUGUGUGACCUUCAUAGAGAGGACAGAUGAAGAAAGCUUCAUCGUGUUCAGUUACAGAACGUGUGGUUGUUGUUCCUAUGUUGGGCGCCGAGGUGGAGGCCCACAGGCCAUAUCCAUUGGAAAAAACUGUGACAAGUUUGGCAUUGUGGCCCACGAGCUGGGCCAUGUGGUUGGGUUCUGGCAUGAACACACCCGCCCAGACAGAGACCAGCAUGUAACCAUCAUCAGAGAAAACAUCCAGCCAGGUCAGGAGUAUAAUUUCUUAAAAAUGGAAGCUGGGGAAGUGAGCUCUCUGGGAGAAAUGUACGACUUUGACAGCAUCAUGCACUACGCCCGGAACACCUUCUCAAGAGGAGUUUUCUUGGACACCAUCCUCCCCCGACGAGAUGACAACGGUGUCAGGCCAACCAUCGGCCAGCGCGUGCGGCUCAGUCAGGGAGACAUAGCUCAAGCCAGGAAGCUGUACAAAUGCCCAGCAUGUGGGGAGACCCUGCAGGACACGAUGGGGAACUUUUCUGCACCUGGUUUCCCGAACGGCUACCCUUCUUACUCCCACUGUGUCUGGAGGAUAUCAGUCACUCCAGGAGAAAAGAUCGUCUUAAACUUCACAUCCAUGGAUUUGUUUAAAAGCCGCCUGUGCUGGUACGACUACGUGGAGGUCCGGGAUGGUUACUGGAGGAAAGCCCCCCUGUUGGGGAGGUUUUGUGGUGACAAAGUCCCAGAGGCCCUCGUCUCCACGGACAGCCGGCUCUGGGUGGAAUUCCGAAGCAGCAGCAACAUCCUGGGCAAGGGCUUCUUCGCAGUAUAUGAAGCAACCUGUGGGGGAGACAUUAACAAAGACGCCGGUCAGAUUCAGUCUCCUAACUACCCGGAUGACUACAGACCGUCCAAGGAAUGUGUUUGGAGGAUUACCGUUUCGGAGGGGUAUCACGUGGGGCUUACCUUCCAAGCUUUUGAGAUCGAAAGGCAUGACAGCUGUGCAUACGACUACCUGGAAAUCCGUGAUGGCUUCACGGAAGACAGCGCCCUGAUCGGCCACUUCUGUGGCUACGAGAAGCCAGACGAUGUGAAGUCCAGCUCCAACAGAAUGUGGAUGAAGUUCGUGUCCGACGGCUCUAUCAAUAAAGCUGGCUUUGCAGCCAAUUUUUUCAAGGAGGUGGAUGAGUGUUCCUGGCCAGAUCACGGCGGGUGUGAGCAGCGCUGCCUGAACACUCUGGGCAGCUACAAGUGCAUGUGUGAGCCUGGCUAUGAGCUGGCUGCUGACAAGAAGGCCUGUGAAGUGGCCUGUGGCGGUUUCAUUACCAAGCUGAAUGGAACCAUCACCAGUCCCGGGUGGCCGAAGGAGUACCCUACGAACAAAAACUGUGUCUGGCAAGUGGUGGCCCCCGCUCAGUACCGGAUCUCCCUUCAGUUUGAAGUGUUUGAACUGGAAGGCAAUGAUGUGUGUAAGUAUGACUUCGUGGAGGUGCGCAGCGGCCUGUCCCCUGAUGCCAGACUGCACGGCAAGUUCUGCGGCUCUGAGACGCCCGAGGUCAUUACCUCGCAGAGCAACAACAUGCGCGUGGAGUUCAAGUCCGACAACACGGUCUCCAAACGCGGCUUCAGGGCGCAUUUCUUCUCAGACAAGGACGAGUGUGCCAAGGACAACGGCGGCUGCCAGCACGAGUGUGUCAACACCUUUGGGAGCUACCUGUGCAGAUGCAGGAACGGCUACCGGCUCCAUGAGAACGGGCAGGACUGCAAAGAGGCCGGCUGUGUACACAAGAUCAGCAGCGCAGAGGGGUCCCUGGUGAGCCCCAACUGGCCUGACAAAUACCCGAGCCGGAGGGAGUGCACCUGGAACAUCUCUUCAACCGCGGGUCACAGGGUGAAACUCACGUUUAAUGAAUUCGAGAUUGAGCAGCACCAGGAAUGUGCCUACGACCACCUGGAACUGUACGACGGGCCUGACAGCCAGGCCCCCGUCCUCGGCCGUUUCUGCGGCAGCAAGAAGCCGGACCCCGUGGUGGCCUCGGGCAGCAGCCUGUUUCUCCGGUUUUAUUCAGACGCCUCGGUGCAGAGGAGAGGAUUCCAGGCUGUGCACAGCACAGAGUGUGGGGGCAGGCUGAAGGCCGAAGUGCAGAGCAAAGAGCUCUAUUCCCAUGCCCAGUUUGGGGACAACAACUACCCGAGCCAGGCCCGCUGCGACUGGGUGAUCGUGGCGGAGGACGGCUACGGCGUGGAGCUGAUCUUCCGCACGUUUGAGGUCGAGGAGGAAGCUGACUGCGGCUACGACUACAUGGAGGCGUUCGACGGCUACGACAGCACGGCGCCCAGGCUCGGCCGCUUCUGCGGCUCCGGGCCAUUGGAAGAAAUCUACUCUGCAGGGGAUUCUCUGAUGAUUCGAUUCCACACUGAUGACACCAUUAACAAGAAAGGCUUUCAUGCCCGGUAUACCAGUACCAAGUUCCAGGAUGCCCUACACAUGAAGAAAUAA